Molecule: messenger RNA, 3780 nt
Organism: Mesocricetus auratus (golden hamster)
Lineage: Eukaryota; Metazoa; Chordata; Mammalia; Rodentia; Cricetidae
Product: zinc finger protein 431
Exons: 4
Coding region: 1445-3457 (670 amino acids)
Biological process (GO): regulation of transcription by RNA polymerase II
Molecular function (GO): RNA polymerase II cis-regulatory region sequence-specific DNA binding; DNA-binding transcription factor activity
Source: RefSeq, a predicted model, not a curated record
UAAAAUGAAAAAAAUUACAUAAAAAAGAGGGGGGGGAGAAAGUGGGCCUGGUCUGGAAUGGGGAACUAUAUGAGUUGAGGCAAUUGUUAGGAAUAAAGCUUGAGGAACCAGAGUGGAUUCCAUGGCAGGCAAGUGUGAUCAAGGUUGGGGGACAAACAGGCCUGGCAGAGCUUAAGAAGUUUUAUUAUAAAAGGAGCGGAGAGAAAAGAGGUAAAGAGACACAGAGACAGAGAGAGAUAGCUGAAGAUAAGAGGGAGAUAGGAAAAGUCCUGUAUACCCCAGGGGAAGAGCAAGAAAGAGAACAGAAGAGGAUGGGGAUCAUUCUUUUAAAGGGGUCCUUUGUACCUGGGCUCACCAGAGUCCAGCCUGAGUGCAUUCUCCCAGGUGGUGGUGGGCAGACCAGCACAGUGCCUGAAUUCUUACAGCAAUGACUAGGUAAGAGAGAAGGUCAGGAAACAAUCGUUGCCUGUGGUUUUUGCCUUUAAUUGUUAACUUCUGUUUCUAUCCUAAACUCCUAAAAUGAUGCUGUGUGAUCUGACAGGAUGAGUCAAAUAAACCCAUUCAAUGCCUGAGAUGUUUUGUGGUUAGAGGAUUUAAUCACAGCAGCAUAAAGACAAGGUAGAACAAAAACUUGACCACCAAAAGUGAUUUUGGAGCUAAGCAGAACCUGGGAAUGUUGUCAUUUGGAAGAAUAUGGAAUAUAUCAAGACUUUGGUUGGCAAAAACUGCAGAAAGUUGUACACAGAAUUUAAUUUUCUUGUAGGACCAGGAAGAUGGGAAUGUUGAGAGUAAUGGCAGAAAGUAGAGAUUGACAUAGGAUUUCAGUUGGAAAUAGUCUUCAUAAAAAAUUAAAUAUAAGUCAUUUGUGUGAUUUUUGACUCCAAAAUCUUUUUUGUUCUCCAUAUUCCCUGCAAAUGUAGUAAGACAUAAUUUAAAAACAAUGUGUUAAUUUCUUAAGUGGAAUAUUUAAUCUGUUGGAUGGUUAUUCAUUCAGGUCUACAGUGAAAAAACAAAAACUAAUGGAACAGAAUAAAAUGAAAAGGUAUUUUCAGAUGCCAAUCAAGUGCUGAAACAGACAGGAAUCUUCAAGGAGUUUAUCACCAUUAUAGAGAAGGCUCUUGCUAUGGAAUGGAGGCCUAGCAAGGUGGUCUAAGGGCAUUUCUCUUCCAAGGUGAUAUUCGAUUCAAAGGGUACAGAAAUGACAGAGAUGAACCUCCUAUACGUUUCCUUCUAAAUUGACUUUGUGAUUACAUUAUAAUGUGUAUGUAUUCGAAUAAGUGUGGGGAGCACCAGAAUUAUAUAACUAUACUGUCAAAGAAAUGAAGUAUAAAUUUACAAUGUUGUCAGUAUCAUGUUUUCUGUUUUACACAUGAAUGGGAUAUUUUAGAAUGUGGUGACCUAUGAUGAUGUACAUAUUGACUUCACUUGGGAAGAGUGGACUUUAAUGGAUCCUUCUCAGAAGAAACUCUAUGAAGAUGUGAUGCUGGAGACCUACAGGAAUCUUACUACAAUAGGAUACAGUUGGGAAGACCAUCAUGUCGAAGAAUAUUAUCAAAGUUCUAGAAGAUAUGAAAGGAAUGAAAGAAGUCAAACUGGAGAGAAACCUUCAGUAUAUACUCAAUGUGUUAAAGCCUUUGCAUAUGACACCCAUCUUCAAAGGCAUGAAACAACUCAUACUGGAGAGAAACCCUAUAAAUGUAAUCAGUGUGGUAAAGCCUUUGCACGCCUCAGUCGCCUGCACAUACAUGAAAGAACACACACUGGAGAGAAACCCUAUGAAUGCAAUCAGUGUGGUAAAGCCUUUGCACAACGCAGUCAUCUGCAAUUGCAUGAAAUGAUACAUACUGGAGAGAAACCCUAUAGAUGUAAUCAGUGUGGUAAAGCCUUUGCACAACACAGUCAUCUGCAAAUACAUGAAAGAACACACACUGGAGAGAAACCCUAUAAAUGUAAUCAGUGUGGUAAAGCCUUUGCACGUUCUAGUCUUCUGCAAAUGCAUGAAAGAACACAUACUGGAGAGAAACCCUAUGAAUGUAAUCAGUGUGGUAAAGCCUUUGCACGCCUCAGUCGCCUGCACAUACAUGAAAGAACACACACUGGAGAGAAACCCUAUGAAUGCAAUCAGUGUUGUAAAGCCUUUGCACAACGUAGUCAUCUGAAAAUGCAUGAAAUGACACAUACCGGAGAGAAACCUUAUGAAUGUAAUCAGUGUGGUAAAGCCUUUGCACGUUCUAGUCUUCUGCAAAUGCAUGAAAGAACACAUACUGGAGAGAAACCCUAUAAAUGUAAUCAGUGUGGUAAAGCCUUUGCACGCCUCAGUCGCCUGCACAUACAUGAAAGAACACACACUGGAGAGAAACCCUAUGAAUGCAAUCAGUGUUGUAAAGCCUUUGCACAACGCAGUCAUCUGAAAAUGCAUGAAAUGACACAUACCGGAGAGAAACCUUAUGAAUGUAAUCAGUGUGGUAAAGCCUUUGCACAACACAGUCGUCUGCAAAUGCAUGAAAGGACACAUGCUGAAGAGAAGCCCUAUAAGUGUAAUCAGUGUGGCAAAGUCUUUGCACUUCACAUUACUCUUCAAAGGCAUAAAAUAAUUCAUACUGGAGAGAAACCCUAUGAAUGUAAUCAGUGUGGUAAAGCCUUUGCACAACACAGUCAUCUGCAAAUACAUGAAAGAACACAUACUGGAGAGAAACCCUAUGAAUGCAAUCAGUGUGGUAAAGCCUUUACACAACGCAGUCAUCUGCAAAUGCAUGAAAUGAUACAUACUGGAGAGAAACCCUAUAAAUGUAAUCAGUGUGGUAAAGCCUUUGCACAACACAGUCAUCUGCAAAUACAUGAAAGAACACAUACUGGAGAGAAACCCUAUGAAUGUAAUCAGUGUGGUAAAGCCUUUGCACAACACAGUCAUCUUCAAAUGCAUGAGAUGACACAUACUGGAGAGAAACCCUAUAAAUGUAAUCAGUGUGGUAAAGCCUUUGGACUUCACAUUACUCUUCAAAGGCAUAAAAUAACUCAUACUGGAGAGAAACCCUAUGAGUGUAAUCAGUGUGGCAAAGUCUUUGCAUAUCACAUUACUCUUCAAAGGCAUAAAAUAACUCAUACUGGGGAGAAACCCUAUGAAUGCAAACAGUGUGGUAAAGGCUUUACACAGCAUAGUUACCUGCAAAUACAUGAAAGAACACAUACUGGAGAGAAACCCUAUGAAUGCAAUCAGUGUGGUAAAGCCUUUGCACAACGUAGUCAUCUGCAAAUGCAUGAAAUGACACAUACUGGAGAGAAACCCUAUGUAUGUAAUCAGUGUGGUAAAGCCUUUGCACGUUCUAGUCUUCUGCAAAUGCAUGAAAGAACACAUACUGGAGAGAAACCCUAUGAAUGUAACCAGUGUGGUAAAGUCUUUGCACAACGUGGUCACCUGCAAAGGCACGAAAUGACACACACUGGAGAGAAACCCUAAGAAUGUAAUCAGUGUGGUAAAGCCUUUGUAUGCCCCAGUCACCAGCAAAUGCAUAAAAGGACACAUCAUAGUAGUGACCAGCUACAUAAAAGAACCCGCACUGGAGAGAAACCUUAUGAAUGUAAUCAGUGUGGUAAAGCCUUUGCAUAUCACAACAUAUUCAGUGUCAUAAAAGAACACAUAAAUGAGAGAAACACUGAAUGUAUCACUGUGUAAAGUGUUUGCAUGUGUCAGUAUCACCCUGCAGAGAAACUAUAUAAAUGUAAUCUGUGUGUUAAAGUUUUAUGCUUUAUACAUGAGUAAAACUUUUUGCGUGAAAUCAA